GAAAGAAGGAAAGUAGAAAAAGGAAGUGGAGAAUAAUUUUUCGCGUUUUUCCUCGCGUAUGACGAGCUUGCACCCCCGGUUUUGCAUCAUCCUCGGUCUGUCUGGAAGCCGUUCUUCGCUGUAGCUCCAGCCAUUGGCCCCCCCAUCGCUCUCUAUAGCACGGCAAGUGUGUUCCUAAGCGCGUUCCUCGCGAGGGGCUUGCCAGAAACGCGUCACUCUUUGUAAGCUCACGGUGCGGCGACGAAUCGGAGUGUAGUGCGUGCAGAUUUCCGCGAUUAAGGUCCUGCAGAUGGACUCUGAGUCCACAGGAUCCAAGAACUGGCCGACGAAGGCGCCGCCACCAUCCACCAUGACGCCACCGCAGCUCCCGGGCACGGUCCCGCAGAAGAACAUCGUUCGCACGAUUCGCAUUGACCCUUCCAGGAUGGGAGCGGGUUUGCAGAGUCAACUGCUGGCAUCGGUAUCCACAGCGAGAAACGCUAAGCGAAUUUCCUUUGCUGCUGCUGCUGCUGCUCCUGCUCCUGCUCCUGCUUCUCCUGCUGCGGUCACUACUUCUGCUACUGUUGUUUCCGAUAGGGUUCCAACAUUCCCUGCUACCGCUACCCCUGCUCCCACAUCGCUCACUACCUCCGGCGAACCAGAUCCGGCCACAGGCAAUCCACCGUCCCACGAAGGACUGGCGCAUCAUACCGAGCUGUCCAAUGACGACGAUGCAGGUCCAACAACGAAACCAUCGCCGGCGGCAGGCGCUAGUGCCGGGCUGUUUCGAAGGAAAAAGGUGGUUCCUAUCGUGGUGGCCAAAAAACUGGCCAAGAAACCCUCACCGCCACCCAGUACACCUGUCGCUAAGACUGAGGGAGAAGAAACCGCGUUGCAAAAGUCUCCUAUACGUCCGGAAAGUUCACAAAGCGAAGGAUUAGAUAGAACUGAGGUAGAAAGUGCUGCACCAUCGUCGGCUGUACCAGCGCAACCAAAACCGGUCGCAUUUCGCCGCGUAAAGCCAAAAGUAUCGCUCGCCGCCGCGGUAAAACCAUCGAAAACGGCUGCAAAAAGGAUGGAUCUCUCGAAAGACGCCGGACCGGAAGUUACUGCUGGUUCACAGAGACCAGGUGCGCUCUCAACCGUUACAGUGGCACCUCAGAUUAGCGUAGAAACGCAAGAAGCAGAGGAAGUUUAUACGAGCAGAACUGCGUUGGCCUCGAUCCAAACAAAACAUAAUCCAGUAACAAACGAGGCAGUAGUAAGCCAAGAACAGGUGAUUGAGAUUGAAUCGCAUCUGGAUGAAACGGUAGAUCCCGUAGUUGCAUCACACGCUAGAAGCGAGCCCAUCAAAGAUGGCUCUAGAAUAGUAGAAAGCGAGACGGUAACUCGUGGCGAUUUGUCACAGGAGGACCAAAUCGAAAAUAAUUUAUUGUUAGAUAGUCAAAUAGAUCCAGCAAAUCUAGAGAAAGUCACCAUGGCGGUUGGAAAUGUGACCGAAACUGCUGUACCUACACACCCAGAUAAGGAGAACAUUACUCAACCACAUCCUCUCCAUACAAUCAGCGGUACCAGCAGCCAACCGGGGUUGCCAUGUGCUACACUUUCAUCGAGCGAUUGCAAUCGGCCACCGGAAGAGACGACCAAGAAGAUCCCUGUCGCCGAAAAGUUUGCUAUUGCGGCGCAAUCACCAAUCACCGUCAAGACUAUCAGCGCCAGCACACCGAGUUCCGGUAGUAAAAUGAUUAAAAGAACCGUUAGCUUGGGAGGGCUGCUUCCUCCCGAGUUGGCUAACAAACUGAAAAACAGUUUAGUACAGACUUCAUCCACGAAGCGGAAGUCGGUAGCGAAACCAGCGGCGAAUACAACGAAUACAGAAAAGGCACCUGAUAAUUCCUCUGGGCACAAAAUUGCCGAUGCAGUGUUCGAUCAAUCGAAUGACAAGAAAGCGCAACCGAGUUCGCAUAAUGAGCUGGCCAAACAAACAGUUCUUCCGUUGGCAAUGUUAUCUGUUAAAACCAACAGCAGUUCAACAAUCGUCGCCGGCUCUGAUGUAUCGCCCACUGUACCUUCUGUUGUAGAACCAGCAUCGAAGAAUGAUUUAAUCGGUUCUGUGGAAUCUUUUGGUACACCAGAACCAUCAUGCAGUUUGGAGCAGAAGGUUAUCGCGGAAAGAUCGGUCCAAAACGAAACCACCACCGUUAGUAGCCUAUCCGGUGCGAGUAAACAAAUUCGAAAGAUCCGUUCCGUCGCAAAAGCAAACUUAACUCCGUCGCAAAAGCAAUUGAUUAUGCAAUAUUUAGUCAAAGGGACCGUAAAGCCAACUACGAGUGAUGGCAGUCUGCAGAAAGGCAACGUCGAGCCUAAAGUUAUUCCACAUCCAUCAUCACCAGUAAUCAAUAGCGCCAAACUUCCUGAAGCCACCAGUACCGUCAAAGCUGAGGGAUUAGAGGAAUCCAAUGUUAAAAUUACCCCACCCGCCAUUACAACUCCUUCGGCACUUCAAUCUCAAAAAACAGUACUCACACUUUCAUCAAACAACACACCUGCGGUUCCACAGAAGCUGCGCAUUAUUUCACAAAUCAUCCUGCCUACGAUUAACUUCAGUCCAGCGAAAGCAUCACAACCAACCACCGCCGGUUUGAGUGACUCCGGAACAGCAACAGGUGCUUCCGGGUCGCCCGAAAUUAGUUCCAGUGCAUUCGUUCCAUUUUCAUCACGCUCUCCAUCAUCACCCAGCGCUAAUCCAAUGCUUACCAGUUCGAAUUUAAUUAGGGCUGGUUCUGCGCUGCCGUUUCUAGUGUCGCCCGAUUUUCGCUUAAUGCAUAUCCCAUUCUCGAGCACAUCAACGCCACAGCAACGCCUGAAUGAGACAGUGCCGAUGGCCAGUGGCAGUGAUAGCAAACCAAUUGUGCCACAGACUUAUCCUGGAGCGUCGAGUGAAAUGUACCCCAAGAUAUUAGUUCUUCAUCGACCCGGUUUACCUAAAGAGGAAACGGCACCAAUCAGCACACCUCAACCGAGCGUGCCACGCAUUGUGAUAGAUAGAAGCUACAUCAGUGAAUCGGAGCAACCGAUGGAAUGUACAUCUUCCAUCGAUGUAGAUGAACCGGCGGGUGAUCACGAACGCCUGUCCUUGAAGGGCUGCUCGGAAGCGAUCCGUGAUAUGUUACGAAGAAAAGCUUUGAAGAACUUGCACGACAGAGGUGAGAAGGUAUCGCAUGCGUCUGCGAGAUUUCCGAAAAAACAACUACAAUUACCUGUUGCACGUUACGGUCGUUGCUAUUCAAAGUCUGCAAGGAAUAGAUCUCAGGGCACUGCAAACAUCGGCACUCCCUAUAUAAGCGUAGCCACGGAAGAUGGUCGAAAAGAAUAUGUUAAAUUAGAAGACCACAUUACGCUGAAUGCAAAAGUCUCGGGGGAACCACCGGAAGUAAAACCACACGGCUUCAGCACGGUAGCUCCUGAUGGGAAAAAUUCUGACAACGAAUUCUAUGGAUACUCUGAUAAGAUGAUCGAACGGGAGAACGCCCAAGUGGAUGCCAAGAUACGUUUCAUCGAUCGUUUCGUAGAGCAGAUGAUCCCGAUUCCGGCCACAGAUGGGCAGACAACGAGUGAAUCGGACUCAGAUGAUGGUUCAAUUGAUGAGACGCUCGAUUUUGACAGUGAUACUGAUGAAACAAUCGAAGAGCCUGAAACAGAUGCCAGUUUGAAUGCUACAUUAGUGCCUCAGGACUUGGCAUUGGCCAACACAAAUGCUCAAAACUCAACUGUGAUAGAUAUUCAAAAUGCUCCCAUUAUAAUUCCCUUAGAUGGAGAAAAAACUCUUGUGAUUCCAGCUCCGCAAAGUGAAGCAACCAUUACUCACCAGCCGAAUACUGUAGUUGUUACUGAGUCUUGUUUGCCUCAGCCACUACAGCAGCAACAGGAGCUGCAAAUGAACAAAGCGCAGAUCGUUGAAGAGGCGCCUACUACCUCAGUGCCCAGAGGCAACGAUUUAAACGAGGAUUGUGCUGCAUCGGAUACGGAACAGCUGGAGUACACGGCCGUGGAUGCUAUUUUGGAGUUUGAAAACGCUAGAAAAGAGGGCAGCUUUGAAGAAAACAGAGACAGUAGCAGUAGCAAUAACGUUUCUAGCAAUAAUACACCAGAGAAGGUCCCAUCAAGUAGCGUUUGUUUGGUGGAGCCUGAAACACCCUGUACCAGUCGGGUUGGUGAAGCUAGCGGUAAAAAGGCGGAUAAGAAGUCUAGCCGAAAAAGGCGGGAUGGGUUUGUGGAACUACUGCUGCGACACGUGAACUAUGAUUCGUUGAUAGGCGAAUUGGUCGCGAGGGAGAAAAAAGUGCACGGGACAACGACCUUGGGCACGAGAGACGAGAAAGAUGUGGAGCAGUUACAACGCUCCCCUUUGAAAAAGUACAUCCGAGAACGAGCAAAAGCUUCUUUCUCGGUCAAAGAGGAACCCCAUGCUUCCCCUAGCUUGACCAAAGACGACGAAGAUGUCGAUGUGAGUGAUGAGGCGGACGACGAUAUGGAAGCAGAGCUGGUUACUGAGAUCCUGAAACCAUUCGUCAUGGAUCAAGAACGAGACUUGUCUACUGCUUUCACGGAACAGGUAAAGACUGAGGCACCGCAUGACAUGGCCAACGAGAGAACAAGUACAGAUUUGGCAUCGGAGGCUACACCUAACGAUGAUCGAACAGAUGCUUUGAUCCAAAGGGUUGAACAGAACCUCACUGCAGAUUGCCCAGAAUCGCAAAUGGAAAACACAGAGGCUAAGGAAAGCGUAGAAACAAUGGCAAGGAAUCCAAAUGAGCCAACAGAGGAGAGUGGUCAACCAGAAGAGCCGUCUGUAACUCUUCAUAAACCACUUGAACUGGAGGCCGCCAACGAAUUAGAGGCUAUGAAUUCUGAAGAAUUCGAAACCUCUCCAGUAGCUCAACACUCAGAUUUAAUUUUAGAAGAAAUUCCACAAUCUAGUGAACCGGACAGUGUUCCCGUAGAGCCUACAAUGAUGGAAGGCGAAAGGACAUCUGCUGCUGCUGCUGCUGCUGCUGCUGCUGCUGAGUCUGAUCAAAUUACCAAAGGUAGUCAAUCGUUUCCUGAAUCCAGCAAUGUUGAUGCAGUACAAUUGAAGGACACAGCGGAAGCUACAAAUUCAUCGUCAGUUGAACCAUCUGUGGAGAUGUUCUCACAACCUCCUGAAUUGGAAAGUACACAUCUGGUGACGGACGCUUCUGAAGCAACUAGUGAUCAAAUACUAGAAACCGUCGUUCCGGUUCCUUCCUCUAUCAGCGAUACUUUUUCGGCUGCAGCACAAAUACAGGGUGCAAAUCAAUCGCACGAUUUGGAUUGUUCAUCGAGGCAACACCAGAUAACUUCCCCCUCGAGCAUAAUUUCACCGUUCAGUGUAUCCAAGGAGGCUGUGGAUGAGGUAGUAUCGGAUUGCUCUUCUCCAGGAUUCUCUAACUUUGAGGAUACGGUUGUUGAAGAUUUCUCGCCAAGCAAAGAUGUGGCUAGGCGUCCUGUCCCUGACAACUCUGCCGGAUUCGAUGCGAAAAGAAAAAGGCGUCGAAAUGAUUCGGAUACUAAGGAAGAACUAAUCGAUGAUGGAAUCCUUAUGCCAGCACGUAAACUAAGACCUCGGCCAAAUCCGGUACAUCAGUCGACACCUAAACGAGGUAGACCCGGGCGGAAAAGCGAGGUUCCCGAUAUGGCUAUGCAUGAGUGUACGAGGAGUAAAGUUAGUGAAGUCGUACCGAAAGAGGAGAAAACAGAUAGUUCGAGAGAAUCUUUGUUGGAAAAGGGCAAAAGAAGAGGAAGAAGCAGAAAGCAUCAGAGAAGAGGUAGCGGCAUCCGCAGCAUCAGUAGCAGCAGUAGUAGUUGUGGGAGCAGAAGUCGGAGCAGCAGCAAUGGUCGCGAUGCGAAGAAGAUUGACCACGAUGACCUUGAUGGUUCAUCCGAUAGCGUUGACCGUAGCCCGUCAAGGGGGAGUGUUAAGAAUCGCAAAAAAAUUUUGCGUAAAAAACGUCCAUCAAAGACACCCGGAAAGAGUGGGAACAGCCUGCUAGAUGUAGUCCGUAGUGCCGGACUAAAGAUUUCAGCUUCCAUGACGCCUGCUGCUAUCACCUCUUCUACUACUUCCACUUCCAACACUUCCAAAACUCUCAAUUCAGAUGAACAGUUCGUGAUCUGUGAAGUCGUGGAUCAGAGUGCAGCUGCCGGAACAGGACAACCGUUGGUAGAACGCGUCAUGGAGAUAGUCAACGUACACACAACGCAUGUCCCGUCGGACGCAACGUCAACAGUUGAAUCUGAGCCGAAGAAGCGGGGUAGAAAAUCAGCGGCAGAGCUGCAAGCAUUGAAGGCCAAAGAAGCGGAAAAGCAGAAGGUAUCAGUAGCGGCAAAUGGCAAGGCAAAUGCAGCAGCGUCGACCUACGAAUGUGCCCGCUGUAGCAAGACCAUUUCGGCCAAAAGCUGGGAUGAACAUUUCUAUCUGCACAACGGGUUAACGUACCGUGUUGGCAUCGAUAGCGAGCUGGAGUUGAAUGAUCUCAGUGUGGCAGGGGUGCUGCUGCAGCGGUUCAUGAAGCGGUUCAAACUCACCGAACUGACCUGUGAGAAGUGCGGCGAUCGAAAAAAGUCCCAUAUGGGUAUGGCCUCGCACAUUGGCCGCUGUGGAAUACCGCAGGAGCAGCUGGUGGUAGCGAAGGUCAGGUGCGAGCACUGCAACCGGCUUAUGCUACCCAUCAGCAUGCCGGUCCAUCUAGCAAACCACUGCCAAGUGCUGAAAACCAAGCAGCGGCUGGAGAACUCUAAAGAACAACAGUCGCCGGUGGAGGAAGUGGCACCGUUGAUCGUUGAGCAGACUGCCAGCGGCCGGCAGAAAAGACAAUCCGUUGCCUGUGCGGAAAAGAAAAUUAAAAAGAUUGUCCAGGAGACGACCAGUGCCACACAGCAGGAACUACUGAUAAGUAUUAGCCCUGGCAUGAUCAGUCCGGGAACGAGGAAGCUGUGGGAAACGCAGAUCAAGUUCAAGGGUAUAGGGAAGUGUAUGUACGCAAAGUGUACCUUUACCGCCAACAACGAGGAGGAACUAGAGAGCCAUCACGGUAAAUGCUGGGUUGGGCCGGAAUCCAAUGCCGAUACAUUCUUCGAAUGUGCCAUCUGCUGUCAGCAAUCACCGCGACGGGAACGAAUUCGUAAGCACAUCCAACGGCAACACCCGAAGGAGCUGGAGGAGGCCGGUGGAAGUGCAAGCGAUAGUGAUGGAUUCGUAGGCCAGACGACGGAUGGCAGCGAAACCACGGAUGAUAGUGGCAGUGGAAUGGCAACGGAUGCUGACGAUGGCUCUUCAAUGCGAGCGAAACGGGCAAAGAUAGCUGCUAUAAACUUCAGCAAACGUGGCAAAGGAAGAGCAACACCGGUGUCUAGGAAGGCUGCAACACCGUCAUCCAAAACAUCGGCAGUAAACGACUCCAUGGAUAUCGAUGACAGCGUAAUGGGGGAUAAGGAUGAGCUGGAAGUGUACAAAGAAAUGAUACUUGACGAAGCGUACGAGUACAAAUCGCAGAAGAUUGACUUCUCGCAAACUUGCAUCAAGCUGAUGCGUCAGUUCCAUCGAGCAAUGUACGGGUCGCCGUUGCUAUUCGAGCAUUUGCAACCGCACACGGAUAUGCGGUUAAUGUCGCAGCAAACUGUGAAAGAGUAUUUGCCCCGCAGUACCCGAUCGAUGCGUUAUCGCUUGCGGCAGGUGAAAACGUACGACGAGCCGUACAACGAUAGCCUUAGCGACGGGUGGAAAAGAUUGCAAAUCUUUCAGGGCCAAUCGCUCGGUUUCCAGGAAUCGGUGUUCUACUGUGGUGGUCCGGUAACGGCCAUGGCUUGGCUACCGAUGCCGUGCGAAGAGAAGACGGAUCGGCAAUCACGAAACCAGCUACAGGAUCCGCCCGAUCAGAUACUGGCCCUAGCGUGCAAAUCGGGCUACGACGAAUAUUACAACGGUGAACAGCUAUCGGCACGUCCUCAGCGUAAAUGUUUGAUACAAAUCUGGAAUACGGGACCAAUCGUUAAUAACCUCAUAUCAAAGGCCAUGCCAAUGAAAACCGCGCCACAGCUCUCGUUUGCCAUCGCGUGUGACUUUGGGCCAAUCUUCCAGCUCGCUUUCUGUCCUAGCGGUUGCUACAACGAUCGGUCGGAGGGGCACAGUAUCGAUCGGUUGGGGCUACUGGCUGCCACCGGUUCCGAUGGUGAUGUGUACGUGUUUUCGCUCAACCGUGCCUUGGUGCAGCGUACGGAAUCGACCGCACCACGUAUCCUGCAUCUAGUGCCGGUGUUACGCCUUUCGCUUACGCUCACCAUUCCCCGCCAGUCACCAACGGCCGAUUACACCGGGCACGCCACCUUGAAGAUAGUUUGGUCCCGUGCCCGUGGACAUGCCGUCUUUGCGGCUGGAUUUUCGAACGGAGUUGUGGCCGUCUGGAAUCUGGAAACACGGUCGUCACUGCUGCGCGGCGUAAAGGGUGGCACUCCGACCCUGUUACCCACUCACAAGCUUCUGCACUCUUGCAGUGGUGCCAUCACCGCACUCGACUUGCAUUACGAUGAAAAUGCCCGGUACCUGGUAGUCGGUAACAGCGAUCGGCGGUUAAAGGUGUAUGAUCUCGGGUCGGGUCAGCAUUUGCCGCCCGAGGUGUGCUCACUGUCAGUCCGCAGCCGUUGCUCGGCCGCCCGCUGGAUGACCCACUUUCCCGUGCUGAUGAUGGUGUUCGAUGAUAUCUUUGCGCUCGACCGUUGCUCACUGACCGUACACCAGCCGCGCGAAAUUGGCUACCGGUUGUUCCCGGCUCUUCCAUUUGCGGCCGAAGCGACUGAUCUGGCUUCGAACGAUUGGCUCGGUGUUAAUGCGGUCAGCACCGAUGGGGGCGAUGUGCUCUCUCACCGUCCAAUGCCUUUCGUUUACCAUGUUCACGAACGAAAAGUGAUCCAGAUGCUUACAACGACCACAACGGUUCGUUUGAGCGAAGGCGAUGCUGAGCUAGACCUGUCAACCUACGAAUCGUACGCCGAACACUGCGGCAUGCUGUUCUCGGAUACCGAUCGGGUCCGGGAUCGGUCGGAUACCAAAAGCUUGCAGGUGAAACUGUUACGGCGUGCCGCCGUCGAUAAGUAUUCCAUCACGCGCACAACACAGGUCUCCUUCAACCCAAACAGUUCCUCGUUUCAUUACUACGCGAUCGGUUACCAGGCCGGUUUCGUUCGUAUCCGUGGGUUGCGCGUUUGAUCGUUUGAACGACACACUGUCCGUCACCUAUCCGGUGUGACUCUACGUUAUCAUUCCACCCUAAACCAGCAAGUGCAGUGUGCAAGUGGUGCCUGAAAUGUAAUGAAAUGAAAUAAAGUGUCCUCUGGCUUCUUUUGAUA
Messenger RNA from Anopheles aquasalis, 9402 nucleotides. RefSeq names its product general transcription factor 3C polypeptide 2. Gene Ontology annotation, biological process: transcription by RNA polymerase III. The record is from RefSeq and is a predicted model, not a curated record. Lineage: Eukaryota; Metazoa; Arthropoda; Insecta; Diptera; Culicidae. Gene Ontology annotation, cellular component: transcription factor TFIIIC complex. Gene Ontology annotation, molecular function: protein binding.